AUGUCAUUCCUAAAUCAACUUUUGUCUUUCUUUCUUUCUUUCUUUCUUUCUUUCUUUCUUUCUUUCUUUUAUGUCUUACAUUUUCUUUCUUUCUUUCUAACCUUCCACUUUUCUUUUUUUCUAUUUUUUCUUUCUCUCGGGCUUUUCAUUUUCCCUCUUUCUUUCUUUCUUUCUUUCUUUCUUUCUUUCUUUCUUUCUUUCUUUCUCUUUAAUUUCACAAAUUUUUCCGUUAGUUUUUUCUUUCUUUCUUUUUCUUUCUAUCAUUCCCUCGUUCCUCUUUAUUUUUAUACUACAUUUCCUUCAUUCCUUCCUUCCUUCCUUCAUUCCUUCCUUCCUUCCUUCUUUCUUUCCUUCCUUCAUUCCUUCUUUCCUUCCUUCCUUCCUUCAUUCCUUCCUUCCUUCCUUCCUUCCUUCCUUCCUUCAUUCAUUCAUUCCUUUUUCCUUUUUCCUGCCUUGCUUUUCUUUUUUUCUUUUUUUUUCUUUGUUUUUUCCAUUUUUUUCUUUCAAUUUCUUUUUCUUUCUGUCCUUCGUUCCUUCUUUCCCUUCGGUUCAAUUUUCAAAUAUCUUUCAUUCUUUUCUGUAGCAGGAACAACUAAUAGUCUAUCUAUCUAUCUAUCUAUCUAUCUAUCUAUCUAUCUAUCUAUCUAUCUCAGUCUGUUCAUACCUAUCUAUCUGUCUGAAUGUUUAAAUAUCUAUCUAUCUAUCUAUCUAUCUAUCUAUCUAUCAUAUCCUGUUUAUAUCUAUCUAUCUAUCUAUCUGAAUGUGUACAUAUCUAUCUAUCUGUCUAUCUCUGACUGA
Messenger RNA from Acanthosepion pharaonis, 798 nucleotides. NCBI's taxonomy places the organism in Eukaryota, Metazoa, Mollusca, Cephalopoda, Sepiida, Sepiidae. The record is from the annotation of a GenBank genome assembly.